This is a messenger RNA of Adineta ricciae, 984 nucleotides long. The record is from the annotation of a GenBank genome assembly. NCBI's taxonomy places the organism in Eukaryota, Metazoa, Rotifera, Eurotatoria, Adinetida, Adinetidae.
AUGGUGUUCCUUAGUGGAAUACAAGCCAAUCAGCUACGAAUCUAUGACAAUCCAAUGAACAAUCGAGCGAUCGAUUUGUUUAUCUUAGUCGAUGAGACCACUUCACGGUUAACUCCAGUACAAUUUGGGCAAAUAAAAAUUACUGUGAAAAAUAUCGUUACUGAUUUGCAACCGGGAAGCUCGACACCUUACUUUGGCGUUUACUUCUAUGGAUCUACAUCAUCAGUUGAUACAGUCGUGCCGUUUGGCUCUAAUUCUGCCACGACUGUUUCUAAGAAUGUUGAUUUGAAGCAAUAUACAGCGACACAAUUAAAUCCAUCAAGUCUUAGUGCAGCUCUAGACUCGGUUAAUGCAGCAUGUCAUACGUCUUGCCGGGAAAAGAUUUCACGAGUGACGGUUAUAUUCACCUCAUCACCAGAUCUAGCUGCUGAAGCACGUAUUCGUCAAUUAGAAGACAAUUUUGGCAUGACUGUCAUCAUUGUUGGCAUCGGUUCAGGAAUUACUACAUCUGUUUUACAAAAAUUAGCAUCGCAUCCCACUGAUGAAUACGGUCUUCCAUUCAGUAGUUUCACAGAAUUAAUUGUUUCCACUUCAUUGAUUAGUUUUCUCAUUUCCAAUGUGCCACGUGUAGUCUCAGUUGGUGAACAGUUGUCACUCACAUCCACCGUCGCGGGUGCCUACUAUACAGUACAAGUAAAUACCAAAGCAUUCAUCCGAACAAAUGAUACCGUCGUUACUUUUACGACGAAUUGCAUAGAAUGCUUAGUUUAUUCCUCUUUAUCUAAAACCAAUCCAACCAAUGCUAAUGCAAUUGCAACUACCAAUCCCCAAUAUUUCUAUGCACCUGGUUAUACUUAUCCGGUUUAUUACUUUCGUAUUCCACAGAACACAAAUCGAUUCUAUUUUAGUUUUCUUGGUACUGGCAUGACAUCUGUUACAGGUAUAUUCAAUGUCUUUGAUAUGCCUCAAAUGAUGACCUUUUGA